This is a messenger RNA of Hyalella azteca, 2020 nucleotides long. RefSeq lists its product as uncharacterized. The coding region runs from base 108 to 1616 and encodes 502 amino acids. Gene Ontology annotation, molecular function: hydrolase activity. The transcript is spliced from 11 exons. The record is from RefSeq and is a predicted model, not a curated record. NCBI's taxonomy places the organism in Eukaryota, Metazoa, Arthropoda, Malacostraca, Amphipoda, Hyalellidae.
AAAAUUAUCCAACAGAAUCCUGCUGGCUCGUAUUAGAAAACGUUAUCCAAGUUUGCUCCAGAAUUCAUUUGCAAAUCUUCUUUUCUCACAGAACAAACUUUUUUGAAAUGAACAUAUUCUUCAUAGUCGUCAUAUGCCUAAGUACAUCAUGGAUCGGCACUGCAAGCGCUGCCUGUCAGAAACAUCAAGCAGGGUCCAGUAAUAUUCAGAACAAGGCAGAAGAACCCAUCAUCUUAGCACCUCUCAAAGACGGCAUAGAAGCCGUGCUGCUGCUGGUGCCAGGCGCCUACAUCAAUGCAGCGUUCUACGAACCUCUGGGUGUUGCUAUCCAGACAACGUCUUCCCUGAAGCUCUGGGUGGGACUGGUCCGACCUUUCGUCUCAGACUUGCCCAACCCUGUGCAGUGUUCAGAUGAUAUCGAGAAGACUUUGUCGAUGAUGCGCGACCAGGGCAUGGUGACGUCACUCAUCGCCGUCGCCGGGCAUUCGCUUGGAGGCGUCGUAAUGCAAGACUGGAUCUCUGCGAACCUCGCUAAUGUGACGUCAAUGAUCCUAAUGGCAUCGCAGCUCAACAACGCUGAAGUCGCCAACUCCAGCCUGGCGACUCUACACAUCAGCGGUGACUUGGACGGGCUAGAGGAGAUCACGGAGCUCGAGCCGACCUUCAGGAGACUCGAGAGCUCAGUGAGCCAGGACCCAGAGGCCGUGUUCCGGAAGCCGACGGUGGUCCUGCGGGACGUGAACCACAUGCACUUCGCGUCCGGCGCUCCGCCCCCUCUGGUCCAGUCCGAUGACAUCCUCUCUCCGCUGUCGGAGGAAGAGGCUCACGCUCUUCUCGCCGUACACAUGUCAGCGUUCCUGACCUCAGCCAUGCAAGCUCCUCCUGACGAGGUCGCUGACGCCAGAGCUCUGCUGCAGCAAGACUUCUAUGACACUCAAGACAUCAUGAGGCCUCUCGCAGAAAUGCGCGAGCUGACGUCGACGGGAACGCUUUCCCCCUUUGCCACCAUCGGCCAGCAGAUUCUUAGUAACCUCGACCCGCUGUUCUAUUCUUCACUUUUCGUGAACGAUACUUCUUACGAAGACUUGGCUCCGUUUGAGAGCCACCAGCCUGUGUCCACACUCGUGGGGGACGUGGCUCAGGUCAACACCUACAGCCUCGUGACUGACGCUGGCCCGCUGUCGUCCUAUUCCAGUGCUGAGGAGCUUGCUAUCAAGUUCAAGAACUCGGACGACUUGAAGAAAGUUUUGGCCUCAACAGACGCCGUGUUCCUCGACAGUAACGUCACAUGCCUGGACGUUAACCAGGAGGCCAUCAACGCGGCUCUGAGCUCCGGAGGUGUGGUGGUGACCGGGCGCUACGAGAGCCGCGGCCGCCCCAUUCUCCUACGGCCGGACUCAGCGCAGCAGACCGGCCCUGAGUGGCUCAACGCGCCCGUCAACUACACACUCACCGAUGCUGGACUGGAGGUACAGUCGGCGUCACUAGUGACAGCAGUGAGUGUUCCGUUCGGCUUCGACGGAAUGUAUUACUGCAAGCUCAUGCCCCCCAGCCGUGCACUGGAGUACAUCAUGAUAGACAGCCUCAGGGGCACCCAGCCUGUGGCGCGACAUUGAGUGUGGAUAUCGGGCGAAAUUGAGUGGGGAUAUCGGGCGAAAUUGAGUGGGAUAUCGGGCGAAAUUGAGUGGGGAUAUCGGGCGAAAUUGAGUGGGGAUACCGGGUGAAAGUGACUGGUAAUAUUGGGCAAAAUUUAGUGGUGAUAUUUUGCAAAAUUAAGUAGAAUACCGGGUGAAAUUGAGUGAGGGUAUUAAGCAGAAUUGAGCGGAAAACCGGGUGAAAAUGAGUGGAGAUAUCGGGCGAAAUUGAGUUGGGAUACCGGGUAUAUAAUCUACUCAGAUUAAUUUAUGUAUCUGCAAUCUAUUACAAAAAAUCUAAUUAUUCAAAUAAUUUCUUCCUCGUUCAAAUAUUUGGGACUUUCGAAAUUUCAUUGUCUUCUCAAACACUUGAUGCAAAUCUUGAA